CGCGCCGCGCCUCGCCGGUCGCUCCGCUAUUACCGCUCUCGCCGCGCGCGUAAAAAGUUUACACCUCCACGAAAACUUUCUGCCACAGCGAAAAUACUCAACAGUAAAUGUUAAACUUUGUUUUGUAGCCAAUCUGUUGUCUGCACUGCACUUAUAACUCUAUCCGUAAAUUGUGUUUUAAUUUUCCUGUGUUUUUAAGAACUUAGAAAACUCUGCCAAACUAGAUAGAAGUUUAACUUUGCAGAUGAUUUGUUGAUUUUGAACAAUUAUUUUAGGCGAACGAAAAAUAUUUGAAUUUGAAAAUAGUGUGAGAACAUCAGCAUCAUAACGUCGACGCGGGAAUUAUCGAAGUUGCGACUGCACAGAUUAUGUGGGGUUCCAUCGAUGGGAUGCGCGGACGGUGACGUGGUGUGCGGCCGGGCUGAGGGUGCUGGCGGGGUGGAGGCGGUGAACUUGAUGCUGCUCCAGGGUGAGGGUCGCGAGCGGCCCGCCAUGGACGAGGAGUGCUCGGCGCGGCCCUGCGCCACAGACUUCUCCAUCGCCGCCAUCAUGGCCCGUGACCGGCAAGAACGCCGCGAGAGGCGAAGACAUAGAGACCCUAGAGAAGAUACCCUCACACCUUUAGAAAAAUUCGUGGACGCGGCGGCUUCUGCGUCAGGCUCGCCGUCGCCCCCUCUAGCAGAGUACGAAAGAGAUUCACCAGUAGACGUGUCAUCGACAUCCGAAGCAGGCUCAGCAAGCGGAGCGCCGGGCGGCUCUAGAGCCCUAUCCCCUCCCCCGAGAAACCCACAGCUGGUUGAACGCUGGUCCAGUGAAGAGAUGAAACACAUACAAUGUCACCUCGAGACCAAGGAGCUAUGGGACAAAUUCAAUGAACUAGGCACUGAAAUGAUCAUUACCAAGACUGGCAGACGGAUGUUCCCGACGGUGCGCGUGUCGUUCGCGGGGUGCCGCGCGGAGGCGCGCUACGCCGUGCUGCUGGACGUGGUGCCGGUGGACGGCAAGCGGUACCGGUACGCGUACCACCGCUCCUCGUGGCUCGUGGCGGGCAAGGCAGACCCGCCCGCGCCCGCGCGCCUCUACCCGCACCCCGACUCGCCCUUCUCCGGGGACCAGCUGCGCAAGCAGGUCGUCUCCUUCGAGAAGGUCAAGCUCACCAACAACGAAAUGGACAAAAAUGGACAGUUGGUGCUAAAUUCCAUGCACAAAUACCAACCGCGCAUACAUCUAGUCCUGCGGCGAGAAGGCGCAAUCAACGCGCCCAUCACCGAUCUAGAACAGGAAGAGUUCAAGACCUUCGUAUUCCCCGAGUGCGUGUUCACCGCCGUCACCGCGUACCAGAACCAACUGAUCACGAAACUAAAAAUCGACAGUAAUCCGUUCGCGAAGGGGUUCCGUGACUCUUCACGUCUCACUGAAUUCGAAAGAUUCUAUAUCACGGGGGAACACGAAAGAACAUCAGUCUUCCCCGACGACCCGCGCAUCAGCGCUGCCAAUCAUAGGGAGACGAUGGAGUCGAUGUUAGCGGAGCAGCACUACCUGCGGUCGCCGCUGCGACCGUUCGACCUGGACCAGCACAACAACAACCUGACGUUAGAGGAGAAGGCGAUCCUGGCAGCGCGGUCGCAGUUGUUCCUGCGGGCAGCGUACCCGCUGUAUGGCGUGCCGGCAGCGGCGCUGUGGGGGCAGUGGGCGUGCCUGGCGCCGCAGCUGCUGGCGCAGCAGCACCUGGCCGCGUCAGGGUCGGGGUUGCAGUUGCCGCGGCCCGUGUACCCGGGUGGCGUGGGCGGCAUGGGCGGCGUGCCGGCCAGCCCGCUGGCGCAGCACCGUUUCUCACCGUACCCGGCGCGACGCGCGUCCCCCGGCUCGUCCCCGGACUCGCUGCGCGACGCCAGUCCGCACCCCGCGCCACUGCCGCCGCACACCCCGCACCCGCACACCCCACACCCCCCGCACAGCCCAACUUAGUGAUAAGAGUAAAAAAAAACUCCCCAAGAUCUCUGUAGAUGCGAUGUAAGAAUGUUUAUAUAGAUCAUUUUGAUAGAAAAUGAAGAAGGUAUUUGCAUGUGCGUCGGCGCGAGCCGCCCUGCGGUAAUAGCAAUGGAACGCGUUGUGCUUGAACUUAACGACGAGGAUGUACCGACAGUCUGAAGUGAAACAGGAAAAUGACUUGAGUGUGAACUGAAAAGACACGUGAUUUGUAUGGGGUUCGACCGCUACUUCUUGUGAGGUACACGGCCGUUUAUCUGAAGAGAAAUAUGGGUUUUUUGUAUGAUAUUGUAAAAUAAUUAUAAAUACAUUUAAAUUUGUAACUACAUGUUAUAUGUUCCUAAUAGUUUUGUCUAGUAGUGAUGGUUUACGCGAAAUUAAUGUUAUAGUUGUAGCAGUAGGAUAAUGAGCAUUGGAAUGCAUUUCAAACAUUUGGCUACUGUUAUUGAGUGGCUAUUGUGGUGGCAGUGAUAGCCACUGAGAUAAUAUUUUAAUUUGCUAUGUUCGACGCACCUGAUUUCCACUUGGUUAGGUAAAUGUGCAAUACAUCAGAGAAACUAAAUUGUUUUUUCGAUCUUAGAGUAAUUUAAGAGUAGAUGUAUUUAAACUGUAGAGAUUAUAAUUGCUGUCUGUGUUCUCGGUUAAUUCCAUUGCAGAUAAGUUUCAAAAGGACACAUAGAAGUACCUACACAGUUACAUUGUAGCUAAAUUAUAGUUAUUAUAAAUAAUAUAUUGCUAAAAUGCGAAAUUAAAUGUUUGUUAACAUA
Messenger RNA from Pectinophora gossypiella (pink bollworm), 2756 nucleotides. RefSeq names its product T-box transcription factor TBX20-like. Gene Ontology annotation, cellular component: nucleus. The record is from RefSeq and is a predicted model, not a curated record. Gene Ontology annotation, molecular function: DNA-binding transcription factor activity, RNA polymerase II-specific; RNA polymerase II cis-regulatory region sequence-specific DNA binding. Lineage: Eukaryota; Metazoa; Arthropoda; Insecta; Lepidoptera; Gelechiidae. The transcript has 7 exons. The coding region runs from base 385 to 1968 and encodes 527 amino acids. Gene Ontology annotation, biological process: regulation of transcription by RNA polymerase II; cell fate specification; positive regulation of DNA-templated transcription.